AGUGUUUUUGUGGAAGAGACAGCCCACACUGUGCUAGCAGCGAGCGAGGUUCCCCCACUGAGAGCUCAGCUGAAAUCACUGAGAGCUGGUGGAACCUCAAGAGACCAACUCACAGAGGUCACCGUGGCAGGUGGCAGCAGAAGGUGACUGCGCAGGGCUAUUGGCAACAGAGCGGUGGAGUGAACAGUGGCACAACGAACAGACGUGGCCAGAGUGAACAGUGAGCAGCUGGAGGAACAAGCCAGAUGCCUUCUUGCCCCCCACCUGGAAGGUGUACUCACGUGAAAGCACCUCUGAACUCUGAGUCUCCACUGACCAAGGACAACACCGAUCUGUGGUAAGAGCAACUGAGCCACCACCAAAGGCUGCCAUGGCUGGUAGACUCUCCAGAGCAGAAAUUGAAGAACUGAAGGCCAUUGUUGUGAAUGGAAACCUCACGGCAGCAGCUGCUAAACUUCAGGAGAAGCUGGAAUCAUUAGAAAACACCCCACUGGACAUCGCCAUCACAGGAGAGUCAGGUGCAGGGAAAUCAUCCCUCGUCAAUGCCAUCCGGGGCCUGCAUGAUGAUGAUGAAGGAGCUGCUAAGACUGGGGUGAAACAAACAACAAUGAAGCAAAAGGCUUAUCCACACCCCAGAUUCCCAAAUGUGACAAUAUGGGACCUGCCAGGAAUUGGGACACCCAACUUUCAGGCAGACAAUUACCUUAAUCAGGUACAAUUCAACAACUACGACUUCUUCAUUAUCGUCACUGCUACGCGCUUCACUUCCUACCACACCACCCUGGCCCGUGCCAUUCACAGGCUGGGGAAGAGGUUUUACUACGUGCGCUGCAAAGUGGAUAUUGACUUGAAGGCUGAACAAAGGAAAAGGAAUUUCAACAGGGAGAGAACCCUGCAGGAGAUCAGGGAGGACUGCGUAGAGAAGCUGAGAGAAGCAGGCGAGCCCCUCUCCUGCAGUGACCCCUCUCCUGCAGCCAUGCCGCCACUCAGCACCAUGGCUCUUGAUGGGUUCAGAACCGCUAUCCGUCAUGGGAACCUGACAGAAGCGAUUUCUAUUGUGCAGCAGAGAACACCACAGUGGUUUAACAGCCACACCCUCAGCAUUGCUGUUACGGGGGAAUCAGGCUCCGGGAAGUCCUCCCUCAUCAACGCCAUGUUGGGGCGACAUGCUGGUGAUGAAGGCGCCGCUGAAACCGGGAUGCUCGAUACCAUGAUGGAGCCGAUGGCUUAUCCAGAUCCCUUCCUUCCAGGCAUCACAUUCUGGGACAUGCCAGGGAUGGGGACAGCCUAUUUCCCUCUAAACACCUACUGUGAGCAGCUCAAUUUGAGCCGAUUCGAUUUCUUCAUCAUUGUCGGCUCCCAGCGCUUCCGCUCCGAACACGCCAGGCUGGUCUGUGAGAUCCAGAGAAUGGGCAAGAGGUUCUACUUUGUGCGCUCCAAAGCCGACAUGGACCUGGACGCUUCCAGGAGGCAGCGUCCCUCCAGCUACAACGAGGAGAGGAUCCUGGAGCAGAUCAGGGAGGACUGCAGGGGAGGCAUAGCAGCUGAAGGAGUGGACCACCCAAAAGUUUUUGUCGUGUCCAGCUGGGAACCCAACCGCUACGAUUUUCCCCUCCUGCGGCAAACUUUGCAGACGGAGCUGCUGCACCUGAAGAGAGACGCCUUCCUGCUUAGCCUGACUGCUGUCGCCUCGCCCAUCAUCAACGAGAAAAAAGCCACCCUGAAGGGGGAGAUUUGGAAAACAGCCCUUUUCUCAUGUCUUCUCGCUGUCAUUCCUAUCCCAGGCCUCGCUUUCUUGUGUACCUUCUUCAGCUUCAAGAAACACCUCUUCCAAUACUACAGCAGCUUCGGAGUGGACGACAGGGCCCUUUCUGCUCUCGCCCGGCAGGUUGGGAAUCCCGUGUGGGAGCUGACAGCUGUGAUGACGUCCUUGGGAACGACCCCCAUGACAGCUCUGAAGCUGUUGGCGGAUUCGGUGGGGGCUGCCGUGAUGGUAGCGGAAUAUUCGUGGAAGCGCCUCCCGGUAUUUGGUGCCAUGGUGUCUGGAGGGGUGGCGCUGGUUACCACGUACUUCAUGCUGCGGAAGUGUUUGGCCUCUGUAGCUGACGACACCCAGCGGGUUCUGAGCAAAGCUCUGGAAGCAGAAAGGGAAAAAGCCAUCUAGGAUUUGGUGUUGCGUUGGCUGAGCCUGCUGCUGUCUAGAAGAUACAGCCUUGGACUUCAGGCAGGGAAGAUUCAUGCUUCCCCAUCCAGGAGUUGCAUGUGUAGGCCAAAAACCUAGUGGGAAGAAAUUGCCUCAAGUAAAAUUUUGCUUAUUUUGCCUUAUUCUCCAUUUUGCCAGCUUUGAAUUAGUACAAAGAAAUUGUUCUGAGUUUAUUUUUUGCUGAUUGUGUUAACAUUUGUUCUUAGAAGGAUCGAAGUUUUAUGGCCGUAAGUUCUGUUUGGUGUGAGUGAAGAAUGGAUGGUAAUUAACUGAGAAAGGACAACUGGGCCGGAUGGUCAAGAAGGGAGUUGGAGUUAGGGUGACCAGACAGCAAGUGUGAAAAAUCAGGACAGGGGGUGGGGGGUAGUAGGAGCCUAUAUAAGAAAAAGACUCAAAAAUCGGGACUGUCCCUGUAAAAUUGGGACAUCUGGUCACCCUAAGUUGAGGAGUCGAUAGACACCAACUUUACAAUCAAUCACUCGGAUGGCAGAUUGACGACCCUAAAACAAAGGCAGACGCCCCAAGGAUGAGAAAAGGAGUUGAGCCACAGGGACAAGAUAAGAAACAGCUGCGGAUCCUUCCAGUAACAACUCAAAAUAAUGCUAAUUAAGAGCAACCUUGAAUACCUUGUGAUUGACAGCCCCGGUGUGACACAGCAAGUUCCAUAGACUUGUCUGGGAACUUAUCACUCCAAAAGACGGGUGUAUUGCCAUGGGACUUUGGGUUCGUUCUGCAUCAACAUCGGAGCUUCGAACACAUUUGACCAGCUCCCC
This is a messenger RNA of Gopherus flavomarginatus (Mexican gopher tortoise), 2976 nucleotides long. Its product is annotated as interferon-inducible GTPase 5-like. The transcript is spliced from 4 exons. Lineage: Eukaryota; Metazoa; Chordata; Testudines; Testudinidae. The coding region runs from base 371 to 2164 and encodes 597 amino acids. The record is from RefSeq and is a predicted model, not a curated record. Gene Ontology annotation, cellular component: membrane. Gene Ontology annotation, molecular function: GTPase activity; GTP binding.